Molecule: messenger RNA, 1470 nt
Organism: Aspergillus niger
Lineage: Eukaryota; Fungi; Ascomycota; Eurotiomycetes; Eurotiales; Aspergillaceae
Exons: 3
Coding region: 1-1470 (489 amino acids)
Biological process (GO): transmembrane transport
Cellular component (GO): fungal-type vacuole membrane
Molecular function (GO): transmembrane transporter activity
Source: RefSeq, a predicted model, not a curated record
AUGGCAGCCCAUGAGUUGGCCGAGUUAAGGUCUGGAAGCCCCUCAUCAUCUCAUCUACCCAUCGAAGAGUCCAACAGCUCCGCCCGCCCUGAACUUGAGCAAGUCCCGCUGCCACCGGUGGACCAGGGCAAAGGUGCCUGUUGCCAGUUUGGGGUACGCAUCGAUAUACCCAGCUGUAGUCAUAUGUCUGCUCAUGCGCAACAUCCAGGGUUCUCUCUCGUUGCCGGCAUCUUUCAGGAAUACUUUGAGACGCAUAAUGACCUCGAUGGAGGUAAAGGAGGUCUGGCCAUCAUGGGGACUACAGCAACGGUGAUAUCGCCUGUUAUUACCAUUAUGUUCACCUUCCAUUUGGCUGACAUUGUUCUCUUACAGGGAAUCCUCUACCUCCUGUCACCUGUGACGUUCACGCUCUUGACCCGCUACCCACAUCUCCCAAAGUCCUGUGCGUUUGUCGGACUGGCUCUCAGUGUCGGCGGCUCGCUGCUCUCUUCUUUCGCCACAACUGUCUGGCAGAUGAUUGUGACGCAAGGUGUUAUCUGUGGCCUUGGGAAUGGCCUCGUCUUCAGCCCGACCACGCUCUAUCUAGAUCAGUGGUUCGUUCGUCGCAAAGGUCUUGCAUAUGGAAUCAUGUGGGCUGGUAAGAGUAUCUGCGGUGUAGCUCUGCCAUUCGCGACAAGUGCCUGUCUUGACCGAUUUGGAGCGAGGACAACUCUAAGGGCUUGGACGGUAGUCACGCUGCUCACUCUCGCUGUGACCCUUCCUUUCAUUAGGCCACGAAUCCCCCCAGCCCCCUCUACCACUCCGCAGCCUCUGAACCUCGCUUUCUUGAAACUGGUCACGUUCUGGAUGCUCCAGCUCGGGAACAUCAUCCAGAGCUUCGGCUAUUUCUUGCCCAGCACGUAUCUACCGUCGUACACAACAACCGCAGCUGGCCUGUCAGAAACCACAGGGACUCUCCUAGUGGCACUCUUCAACGCCACAUCUAUUGUAGGUGGAAUCGUCCUGGGGUCUCUUUGUGAUCGCUUCGCCGUCAGCAAUAUCAUGUUGCUCUCCUCCGUAGGCUCUGGGGUGUCUGUCCUGCUGUUCUGGGGCCUGUCAACUUCAUCCCCGUCUGCAAGCUUUCCCCAGGCCGCCAUCGCCCUUCUAGUUCUUUUCUCGAUCACGUACGGCUUCUUUGCCGGAGGUUUCAGUUCCACUUGGUCGGGUGUACUCACUCAAGUCAAGCGCGAGGUUCCCUCGCUGGAGACCGGAUUAGUGUUCGGACUACUAGCUGGUGGAAGAGGCAUUGGUAGCGUUAUUAGUGGUCCGCUGAGCUCGGCUCUCAUGCAGCAGGGUUCCAUCACCGGGCAAGAAAACGGCGAGAUCGGGUAUACCACUGACUAUGGGGCGUUGAUUCUAUUCACUGGCGUGACAGCUAUCUUUGGAGGAUGGAGCUGGAUGUGGCAUCACCGACAACUCUGCCUGUGUUAA